Myxocyprinus asiaticus (Chinese sucker) is the source of this 2497-nucleotide messenger RNA. Its product is annotated as UPF0692 protein C19orf54 homolog. NCBI's taxonomy places the organism in Eukaryota, Metazoa, Chordata, Actinopteri, Cypriniformes, Catostomidae. The record is from RefSeq and is a predicted model, not a curated record. The coding region runs from base 142 to 1044 and encodes 300 amino acids. The transcript has 7 exons.
UAUAUAUAUAUAUAUAUAUAUAUAUAUAUUUUUUUUUUUUUUUUUUGGACUCUCACUACCAUGACUCUAUGUCCUUAUUUGGAAUUCCCUUGGUAGUGAACACCGACUUUACCGUACUGAGUGAAAGUCUACUGGAGCGGUAUGUCAACGGAGAACCAUGCAACACCCCCUCCACCCCCACUCCCACCUCCACCCACUUCAUUGAUAUGCUCAGUGUCCAGCAAGAAGAAGCUUUACCAGGCUAUUGCUGAGGGAAAGGCCCCUGUAGAGGGGGAUCAUGAAGAGGCAAAGAUUAUUAUUAGACAGAGAGAAAGCAGUUUUAGGAAGGAUCUACAGUGGUUGCUCUUCAAUAAGUAUGUGCCCUCGCUCAUUCAAGAUGGUCCACAAUGUGGUCUUGUGGCCUUAUGGAUGGCAACGCAUUUACUGCAACCUCCAAAGAUGGUAUCCAUGGAGACAGUGACCCAGGCUGCUAAAGACAAGGGCUACACUGCACAAGGAGAAAUGUUUUCUGCCAGUGACAUGACCAAGCUGGCAGAUGAAGUGUGUGCAUGCAGAGUUCAGAGGUUAUCAGGGGGCAUGAUGGGAGACAACACUGCUGUCAUUCUUAAACAUCUCACUGGCGGGCAGCCUGUCCUCAUACCAUAUGAUGAAGAUUUUAAUCAUGAGCCCUGUCUACGCAAUGGUCACAAAGCCCAUUGGGCAGUUGUCUCAGGUAUAUUAUUGGGUGUAAGACAGGGGUGUGUGGACAGCAAGCGGUUCCCCACUGAUGUUACGCUGCCCUGGCUGCAUCUCUCUCAGAAUGGGGCCUCCAUUUCUUGGCACACUGAUGGCAUUGAAGAAGUGUUUGUUCUGGCUAAACAGGGAAAGAGUCUACGUUACCAACUGUGGAAGUUUGAGACCAUUGCACAGAGCAAUGCUCAGCUCAAGGAAAUGGACCCUCAGAGAGCCAGUGAUGGAACGUGUUAUGUGCUUCCUCCUGGUGGUGUGCAGGAAGGUCUUGCAGGUCAAGUGGUGCUGCUUCACACUAAUACACUGAUGGCCUGAUCAAGAAUAGCACCAAACACACAUUUACAGACUAAAUGAGCUCUCUGGAUUUGGCUGACAACGGUUUAGUACAGUGGUUCCCAACCCUGUUCCCGGAGGCCCCCCAACACUACACAUUUUGGAUAUCUCCCCAAUCAAACACACCUGAUUCAACUCAUCAGCUUGUUAGUGGAGACUCCAAGACCUGAACUGGGUGUGUCAGAAAAGGGAGAUAUACAAAAUGUGCAGUGUUGGGGGACCUCCAGGAACAGGGUUGGGAACCACUGGUUUAGUAAACCCUGUGUUUCAGUCUUCAUCCACUAGGUGUCCUUAUAGUUCAUCUUUAAAAAUGCCAAGCUAAUUGACAAUGAAUGGAAUGGGACGCUACUGGUAAUAUCAUGGAAUUAAGAUACUUUAUUCAAAACUUGGAGACAGAUGCAGAAUAGUGUAAUUAUAUUAUUUGCUCAUGGAUCUUAUUCAGAGUAGUGCUAUAUAUUAAAUUUUUGACGGCAAUAUAAACAAUGCUCGGUGGCACUUUCAGUCCCUGUGAAGUGCCUUGACGAGUGCAGUUCGAAUUGGUGGGACAUGUCGAACAACUCGACCCAUUUAAAAAAAAUAGCCAAUAGGCUUUAGUUUACAGCCAUACACACACAUAUACGCCUUUCCACUGUGCUGCUCAUGCCAGAGCCGCUUACCAGGUAAACUUGACAAGCAAUCUCAAUACCGACCAGCUUUUCUAAAACCUUGAGAACAGAAUGAUGAUCUAACUGACAACAUAAUCCACAAAUGCACAGAGAACAUCGCGGUCUUUGCUUACAACAGACAGUGGUACGAAAAGUGCUGCAUUCCGAAGUUUCAACUGCAUCAGAUAUACAUAUUCAGCACCGGGAAAAAUUAAGAGACCACUGCAAAAUUAUCAGUUUCUCUGGAUUUACUAUUUAUACUGUUGGUAUGUGUGAGUAAAAUGAACAUUUUUGUUUUAUUCUAUAAAGUACUGACAACAUUUCUCCCAAAUUCCAAAUAAAAAUAUUGUCAUUUAGAGCAUUUAUUUGCAGAAAAUGACAACUGGUCAAAAUGACAAAAAAGAUGCAGUGUUUUCAGACCUUGAAUAAUGCAAAGAAAACAAGUUCAUAUUCAUUUUUAAACAACACAAUACUAAUGUUUUAAUUUAGGAAGAGUUCAGAAAUCAAUAUUUGGUGGAAUAACCCUGAUUUUGAAUUGCAAAUAAAAAAUAAAACUCAAACUGGCCUUUUCUCCUUUUUUUUUUUUUUUUUUGUUUUCUCUUCAUUUUGAGAAGUUUCACAACAAAGAUGUUAGUACAUGUCUUGUACUGAUGACCCUUUAAUAGGACAAAGUGUUAUGAUGUCAUCCAGAGGUUGCAGAACCAUUCCAGUCAUAUGUUGUGCAACUUGAGGAAGAGCUCCUUUGUAUAGGAAAUUAUGACAGAGGAAAGUCACAUGGCAGAAUGGAACAU